This is a messenger RNA of Musca domestica (house fly), 1184 nucleotides long. RefSeq lists its product as uncharacterized. The transcript is spliced from 3 exons. Bases 93 to 1112 code for a protein of 339 amino acids. The record is from RefSeq and is a predicted model, not a curated record. NCBI's taxonomy places the organism in Eukaryota, Metazoa, Arthropoda, Insecta, Diptera, Muscidae.
UUCAAUUGAAAUUUGUCAAUCGAAGGAAAAACAACAAAAGAAUUCAAUAGAAAAACGGAAACCACGCGCAUCCCAAAAAAAAAAACGACAGAAUGCAGAUUAGAGCUAUAGCAACUCUCAUUGGCUGUCUGCUGUGCCUAAAUCAAGUUAAGGCCACAUUGGACGUACUUUUACCAAAUCUGGCAAGAGAUGAAACUGUCAAAUGUGGUGGCGUAUCCCGAUCCAAACAGACCAUCAUCAAAAAUCCCUCUACCCUCACAACGGAUUCUUGUAGCUAUCAAAUUCGUGCCUAUAGUCCAAAUGUCUGUCAACUUUUGGUUGAAUUUCAAGAAUUUGAGUUGCAGCAACCCGUUCUGGAUGCGGCCACCCAAAGAAUGGAAUGUGGCGAUCAUUUGGAGAUAGGUGAUUACUCACUUUGCGGUGAUAAUCGUGGACAACAUCUCUAUUUACCCUUUAAUGUUGAUAAGGGAGUGAAAGAUAUUUCGUUGGUAUUUAAGUUCGUCCAUCGUUGGACCUCCUCUAAAUGGCAUUUGGUAGUGACCCAAUUGGAGUGUCCGAGCCAUAAAAGAUUGGGCCAGCGUUUAUUUGAAGAUGGCUUGAGCGGUCUCCUUGUGGAUGGAAGAUCAAUGCUAAAUGGCAAAUCGGCAAUUGAAAAUGAUUGGGAGUUGUUGGCGCCCACUGGGUGUGACCAGUACUAUACCAAGGCUUCUGGAACAAUUAAAAGUUUUAAUUUCAAAGCUGACGGUUCGUCGAGAUAUCCGCCCAAUAUGAAGUAUACAAUGUGUAUUAAGGCUGUGAACGGAGCUACUAUUGUUGAAUAUAAAACGACCAAAUUUUCCAUGUCAAAUGAGGUGGAGGGUUCGGCCGGUUAUGAUGGUGACUGCCACAGUACAAUACAGACCAAUGGAAGACGUGAGGAUUAUCUAAUGAUACCCCAAUCAUAUGUGUCGAAUAGUCUGAAUAUUGUGCCCACUUAUUAUUGUGGCACUUCGUUGCAAACGCGACCAGAUGUCAUUGCUUCGGGACCAUUUGUUCUGUACUUUGUCAGCGAUUCGGUUACGGAUGAAACUGAAACCGGAUUCAGCAUUAAUUAUCGUAUAAGAAGUCCAUAAACGAAAAUGAGUUAAAAAGUGAAAAACUCUCUGUGGAUAAGAGAGUGUGACAAUUAAAGCUUUUAAAAUAUU